UUGAAAAUGCACGCGUUGGAUAAUGUGCGCUAUGGAGGCCUGAUAUGAUCGCCUCAUUUCCCAACACCUUGCUUUUCGUUUCUGCUGCAUUUUUUGAACCGUUAUGCAGCAUUCAUUGGUCACCAUAAAUACCUUUCUUAUCUGAAUGGACCACCUAAAUUAGGCUGUUUAUCGCGUAAUACUCUAGCCAAUCCGCCAACAGAAUCCUGAACCUCAAGAUUUGGAAGACUGCGAAGUGCGAACCUGAGUAUUUCCAAGAUUUAAGGAAUUCUUCCUUUCACUUUUCAUUUGGAUGCUCCACUUUCGCCAACACCCUCCUAUUGCAACUCCGUUCAGAGUACUUGGGGAAAACUCAAACUUUACGUUAGAUAUUACUGUGACGAUGUCACUGCAUCGUCCAUUAUCACGAAUUUGGGCUCAACCAUCUGUUGCCACUUGGAAAACACUGCGUUUCCAACAACAUUAUUGCUUUAAUGUUUGUUACUUGUCUUAAUUGCACACUUGAACUGGAAGAUGGAACCGGCAUUUAUCCGGCCUCCAUCCAGCCGCAUAUCCCACUGUGUCCGCAUACACCGGCGACCAGUGUCCUGUAUCAGCAGUAUAUUAUUACUGGGAAUUAUCUUGUCGAUGCCGUUUGCAUCCGGACAAACACUGCUAUCUCAACAAGAUAUCCGGUCAUCUGGAAACACAACAUGGCAGCUGACACAGAGUCCGUACCGUGUCCAGCAGACGCUGGUCAUUCCCAAAGGAGCUCUUGUGCUGAUAGAAGCCGGUGUCCGAUUGGAAUUCCUUCCGGGCACGGGAUUACUCGUCCAAGGGGCACUGCGCGCCACGGGAGAACCACAGCGGCGUAUCCUAAUGACAUCCCACACAGCACCGGCCUUGCCACGUGUUGGUGCUCCCGACCUAACCGUGCUUCCCACUUUUAAUGACGAAAUUUUAAAUUUUCACCGCCAAAUUCGACUGGUCCGAGGCACCAGCCCGGCACACGGUCAGAUCCAGCUAUUUCAUCGCAACAAAUGGAGGAGUGUGUGCACGCAUUCAUAUAACUGGACAGCUGAGGAUAUUCGAGUCGCAUGUGUCCAGAUGGGAUAUCUAGAGGGACUGUUUGAUGCAUGGAUUGAUCAUGCUAACGAUACCGACUAUAUGCUACUCCAACGACCCAGAUGUUCUGGAGUGGAAGGCAGUCUCAUGCAGUGUGCCGAUUACAGCAGUGUCCAUUUGGGCAAAAGAAUUUGUGAGGGUCAUCCGGACAUGUUGAUUCGAUGUUUACGCCAUUCUUCCCCUAUUCAAACCCGCCACUGGAUGGGCAUACACUUUGCUAAUGCUUCGUAUACAACCCAGUUUCCCUACGGCCGGACACUGGAAGUCAAUGUGACUCAAUCGUUAUUGCAGCACGUGGACGUUUACUAUGCGGGAUCCGGCCCUAACGGCCAGUUAAGCUCAGCCAUCGAGGCAAUUGGGGCGCCACCUAUUGUCAGGCAUUGUACUGUCCAGUUUUCCGCUUUCAAUGGGCUUAAUUUUACCCAUACAACCGGGUCCAUUCAGAUUUAUGAAUCCAAAUUCAGAUGGAAUAAAGGCCAUGGUAUUUCGAUUAAUUCCACCGAGGGGAAUAGCACUAUUCACAAUGUCAUUUCUGAGUAUAAUGCCGGCGAUGGAAUUCAUUACGUUCACAACGACACCUUCUUUCAACUUCCGGACAAUUUCAAUUUCUGCACCAGACCACACUUGGGCAUGAGUCAGUCGUAUCCUGUUUAUGCUAGCAUAAAUCGACCUGGUCGAAUGUCCGCGCCCACUGAAGAGCAAUGCAUACAGAAAUUUAUUGUCCAAGAACCGUACAUCUUCACUGUCCACUUUCUCCUGGUGGAAGCGUCGGGAACAAACAGCGGCUACUUGGAAGUGCGCGAUGGCGUUGACCCCUACUCGCCACUACUCGGUGUUGUGGAAAUUAAAAACGGCACACGCCCGGAAAGUGUCAGCACGAACGGCAACCGCCUCUGGAUCCGCUUCCGGUCCAAUCCACGCCAUACAAUACGGCUCAACAUCAAGAUUACCGCUGGUCUAACGAAAGAAUACGAUCUGAACGUGACCAACAGCAUGAUCACCGGCAACCAGGGUCGCGGUAUCAGCGUCACCAAUAUGCGCAGCGGAGUGAACAUCGAACGCGCCACUAUCCAGGAAAAUACCUACCGGGCGGGUGUCCAUGUGGACGGCGGAGCGGGUGAUGUUAAUGUCACUUAUUCAUUGAUUACCAAGAACACCGGCGAUGGUAUCAACGUGACCUAUGUGGGAGGCAGGAGAAACAUUACCAUAUCGAAAAUCACCCAGAACCAGAAGCGCGGCAUUGCCGUCGGAUUCAACGAAACCUACCCGAUCCGGUCGUUCGUCCAGGAGACGUACGUGGCGCAUUCCUUCAUCGAGGAAAACUGGUUGGGUGGAAUUUUACACGGGAAUUUCUGUGCGCACGCCAGUAUCGUUAACGUGACAAAUACAUCCUUUGCCGGGAAUCAGAACACCGCCGUCGAAGUGUGGUCGUGCUUAACGCCCAACCACACCUACGAUAGGAAUACAAUGCUGUUUCUGUUGGAAUGGAACACCUUUCAAGACAGUAACGCGUUGGCCCUGAAAAUCAAACCAGCGGCAUUUAUUUCCGCCCAUAUUGGUAAUAACACAUUUGUGCGGCAUCGGCGCGGUGUUGUCUGGAUUCAGAAUAUGAACCAUCCUUUCGAUAACGAGUGGGACCAUCUGCCGGCGGAUGUGUCCAUCGGGGACAAUAUUUUUUCCUCGAACGAGGGACCGUUUGUUGUACUGAUCGGUUUGAGUGACACAGCUCCACAGCAAAACGGCCAGUUAAAGUACAAUUAUUUUCGCGAUAACAUCAUCAUUCCCGCCACCGCUCAUGUCCGCCGGCAUCAGUCGGAAGGCGUCGUGAUUAUCGGUUCCAGUAAUGUUGUGGUCGCACUGAAUUCCUUCGAUAAUCCUCGCAGUCCAAUUUGGCUGGCCUCCCAUUUGCGGCAUCCGGGAAAGACUAUUAACGCAACCGCCAACUGGUGGGGAACCAUCGAUGAAAGUGUUAUUUACACGCGGAUAUUCUCGGGCAAAGACCGUUACGAUAUUGCCAAUGUGAUUUUCCGGCCAUAUUUAUCUCGACCCGGCUUAGUCGACCCCGAACCUAUUGCUCCGCCCCCGGAACACCGUCCCCAAUUCGUUCGGGGCAAUGUCAUUGGGGGCAUCUAUGGCGACCGAAUGAACUCGAUCUCCGGCGAAUACAGUGCCGAUUCCGAUCUCAUAUUGCAGCCAAAUUCGAUUUUGACUAUCCGAGCCGGAACCCGUUUGCUCUUCGAUGCCGGUAUCGGGAUUUUGAGCCAAGGGAAAAUUGUUAUUGAGGGCACGCUCCAGAAUCCAGUGACCUUUGAAAUGAAGCCACCCGCACGGUUUGGCGGAUUCAGCAACGAGAGUCUGGUGCGGUUAGUGGGUGGUCCCAGCCAGUUCGAAGGCCGACUGGAGGUGUUUGUCGAUGGGGAAUGGGGCAGCGUGUGCAAUGAAGAAUGGACGAUUAAGAACGCCGGCACAGUAUGCCGACAAUUGGGGUUGGCGCACGCUCCGGAAGAUUUCGCCGGUGGACUUCUACACUACGGUCCAGGCGCCGGUCCCAUCGUCCGCAGCAAUGUCCAGUGCGAUAACUGGGACUGGGAUAUUAUAAAAUGCCCGCAUUAUGGAGUGCACGAACAUGUCUGCACGCAUCUGCAGGAUGUUGGAGUCAGGUGCCGACUACCGGGCUGGGCGGGGAUGCGCAUGCCCAUCACAGCGGAACAGAGUAUCAUCGAACACGCGGUGUUUCGACAGGCCGGUGUUCUGGAUUUCGAUACGCAGUCGGUGUCGUCGGCACUGCAGAUUGACUUUAACGUGAUGCACCGGGUGCGGAACUGUGUUUUCGAGGAUAACGCCAAUGCCGGUCUGGUUAUACUGAAUAAUCAUCUGCAGUCGGGCCAGAAUGUGGUGCAGGGUGGGCGGUUUCGGAGAAAUUCCGGUUCGGGUCUAGUCACUUACAGUCCCGGUUUGAUGGUGGUGGAUGGAGAGUUUAUUCAAAAUGGGCGCAGUGCAUUUCUCUAUAAUCCCAAACUUACGCGCUAUCAGCAGCGAGAAUUCGUUGCAUUGGAGAGAAAGAAUAACUGGCGGACAGUGGUCAUUCCUACACGCGGUGUACAGUUGAGUAUGCAGGUUGAUCCUCAUCAAGAAAUUCUGAUCAAAUCCACUAACAAGCCUCAUGAAGCUAAUCAAAGCGUGUUAAUUGAAAUGGUGAUAAAAGAUAUGGGCUAUGUUUUCGGCCUUCAAGCGCUGAAUCCCCCGCUGCGUGGAACAACCGAAACCAUGAGAAUCUUCAAUGGGGAUCCAAAAUCAUCCGAUGUGGAGAUCUGGCUGCUGGAUGAACGCGUCAACCAUUUACCGGCAACCAGCGUGUCUUAUAAAAUCGUUGUCGAAUAUCACAGUGGGCCAAACCCAUCCGGCAACAUUAUCCUCCAACUCACACCUGUCCGUAGAGAUUUCGCUGUUGACCGGCAGCAUGUGAUUUCCUUGGAAGGAUGUAGCUUUGACAGGAAUAAGCGAGCCAUUGAAAUGAUUCACUAUGACCUUUUGGAUCAGCACGAUAAUCCUUUUGAGUUUCCUCGCCGAUUCAACAACGAAAGCAUUCGCAUCCUAAAUACCAAAGUUAUGCAGUCGAUGGAUGAAGGCUUGAAGGUGUCCAACGUUCAGCCGUGGAUAAAUAUUAUGCGGUCGUAUGAAAGCGCCGAAUUUUAUUUGUUGAAGUCGUUGGCACAAAUCUCGUAUCUUAUUAAUGGGACGACUUUCGGGCAGAAUGGCGCAGGGAUUUCUUUUGUGAGAGAAGGUUAUAUGAACGUCGAAGCAUCCGGCAACAUUUACCAGUGGACAAUUACGCAAAGCGCAAUUGCCGACUCCACCGGACCCGCUUUCACGCUGGAUUUUCCCGUUUCUUUGGGCAAACGCAACUACGCCAUGUGGGAUAAACGAUAUAUGCGCGCCGAAGCAUUAAAGCUAGAAUACGAUCAAAUGAUGGAAAAAUUCUGGCAGAUCGCCUUGGGCCAGUUAAUGUACGGCGCCACCUAUGAUUUUCGCUGGAUGGAACAGGAACAUCUUCGCCGUCUGGGUUACGCCUCGUUCCAUGCGUCUACCGAAAAUCUCCCGCCUUUUGCCGUACAUAGUCUACAGAUGAAAAACAACCGCAUCACUGGGAAUCGUAACACCUACGCAAAAAUCGACGGGGACUUUGUGCGGAUGAUUUUCAGCGGUAAUGAUGUCUCACGUAAUUUGUGUCCACCUCAGUGGGGUCUGCUAAAAGUGUCGGGAAUGGAGAAAGAGCUCAUUAUGGGGGAUAAUGUCUUUGUGGAAAAUCAGUGCCGGUUCGUGGUGGAAUUCGAUAUCUCCAGCCAUACUGCCAGUACCGGGCGGGUGCCGGCUAAUUUCGUCCGCAACGAGUUACGCGCCAACCGCGGCAAUGUUAGGCGCACUGCUGUCGUCCCGGAUACGAAUCCCAACAGCUUUGGCGUGGCGGUGAAGGGUCUCCAGCGGGUCAACGUGACGCGAAACAUUCUGGAAAAUCCCGCGAUGGACUACGAACUCAUCUCCGGGUUGUUGACGGACCAGCUGGAUAUGGAACUGGAAGUGCGGGAGAACUGGUGGGGUACGCAUAAUGUGACGAUUAUUCGCGGACGGAUCUUUGAUUUCGACGACUGGAACUGCUAUGCCCAUGCGCAGUUUGUCCCUUUUCUAUCGGCACCCACGCGGGAUGCUGGUUUAGUGGAGAAUGUGAGAACGGCACCGGUAGCCUCACCCGAAGCACCUACCGUUCUCGGAGGGCGGUUACAAGAGUCCAUGGUUUUGAAGAAGCGACCAGUGCCGUAUAUUGUCAAUCGGGAUUUGACCAUUUUACCGGGAGUGACGCUGACCAUUGAAAGCGGAGUGCUGAUGGAAUUUUUUCCGAACGUAGGGAUACUGGUCUUGGGAGACUUGCAAGCUGUUGGAAGAAAAGGCGAUCCGGUAGUUUUUAAGCCGGUCUCGCGGUCGCUUGCCCAGCGGGCGCUGUUCCCAGCUGUGCUAUCACAAAUAAAGUACACAACCGAUCUGGGAAACGUCCGAUUAUUUGGAGGCCUGCAACCAACGGAAGGUUAUUUGGAAAUCUUGAAUACAACGACGAACCAAUGGGUACCGAUAUGGCAUGCCGACUUCAGCAUCCGCGAUGCGACUGUUGUCUGCCGGCAUUUGAACUUUCCCGUGGACGACGUGCAAGUGUGGCGUGGGCCGCGGGUGGAAGACUUCAGCUACGUGCGCACAUGGCUACGCCCUUUCUACUGCAUUGGAAACGAAGCGCGAAUACAGGACUGUGACCUGCCGUUAAUGGACACCGUUGUCCCGGCCAAAGAACAGAUGAAAGACCUUUUCAUUUUUAUGCGCUGCCAGGGCCGGCACAUCCCGAUGGAUUCGGAGUACUGGGGCGGAAUUCGGUUUGCCAGGGCCGAUAUGGAGUUGGCGGAGAACGGUCCGGAUGUAUCGGUCUUGGAAGACGUCGAGAUCCUGGCGGCCGGUAUGCUGCAUGGACAACGAGCGGCAGGUGCAGUGGAAAUCAUCCACCGUAAUCCGAAGAUCGAGCGCGUGAAGAUUGCCCGCUCCGCGUCCAACGGAAUAACCGUGAUUAAUCCGACUGGAAACCUAGUACUGCACCAUACAACCGUGGACAGCAGCGUGCUGACUGGAAUCAAUAUUCUCUUACUGCAUGGUGACCUUAAGGGUGACACGGACCUGUCGACAUUCGAUCCGGUGCGACAUCGGCCUCAGAUUGGCAUGGGAUCCUUACCUCCAUUAACGGCACAGUUUGCAGCCGGCAUUGCUCUGGGAGCGAAUAUAUUCGGAAUGGUGGACAUUUGCAGUGCGGAUAAAGUGGUGUACGUACGGAAACGCGUGCUGGUGCUGUUUAGAUACGAUUCGCCAUCCUUGCGAAAGGACUGCGUGAAGAUCUUCCAAGUAGUGGGUAUGCGCAAGAUGAACCGGAUGCCAGAUGUACCACCACCCAAAGUGGCAUUCCGCCUACUAGAAUGGAAUAUGCACCAAUCAGAGUUCCUUCCCAAUUCUGAUUUUGUCGAAUUAUACGAAGGAAACGUUUAUAACCAGACGGAUUACAGACUUUUGAAACGGAUCAACGCAAGCAGCAAUGUUCGGGAAACAUUUGACAGCGCCAAGGAAACCUUAACCGUCCAUCUGUCCGCCACAACCGCUCCCAAUUCCCUAACCUACGGCUUCAUCGCCGAAGUAGUGACCUUACCACCGGCUUACGUCGGCGUCAGCCGCGAAGCCAGGCUUAACGUUACAUCAUCCGUCCUCCAGAACAACCGACGCGGUGGCCUGCAUUUGUAUACUACCGGCGAAUUCAACCCGGUCAUCGGAAUCGAACGCUGCCUCUUCCACUCCAACGGGGAAAAGGUCUUUCACAAUUUUUCCACAUCAUAUCGUGCAGCUUAUUUGGACAUCCAGAACACUCCACACAUCGAGCUGCACAAUAACAAUUUCGAGAACAACCAAGGCGGAUUGCAUGUGGUGGCGAAUUCGAUGACGGCGGCUACGCGCAGUCAAGCGCACAUCCGCGGAAAUGUCUUCUACGGCAACCGCAAUACACCGGCAUUACUGGUGUUGGGGCGCAGUAUCAGCCCUUAUCAAGAAGCCACCAUAACGCACAAUUAUCUCUUCGACAACACCGGUCAGUUUACCGACAAUAUCCAUCUGGGACGCAUCGUGGGAAAUUUCUCCGUAAAUCAGGUGAUGUUCAAUUUGGGCCGGUACAAUAUGUUCCUGGAUGGAUUCGGGCAUGUUCGGCUAACGGACUAUCAAACCAUAUACAAGAACAGUUUCAUUCGCAAUGCCGCGUACGGCCGACCCGAACUGCAUUUGAUUGACUUUAAAGCACGCGACAAAGCGACCAUCUUGGCUACCGGAAGCGGACAGACCAUCACGUACAACGUGCUGAACAAUCCAGAAAACGAUUUAGAUCUACACACCAGCAAUCAGACUGAACUGUUUCCCACUCUGCCGGGUGUUAUUAACGCGCGGUAUAAUUACUGGGGAGCGUCGUAUGAAGCCGGUGUGGCUGGAAAAAUUAAGGACAAACGCGAUGAUCGCUGGUUACAUGAAGUGGAAUUCACGCCUUUUCUGCCGACAAACACGUCACUGAUGGAUGGGAAAUGUUACCCCGGUUUCACCCUCCUCCAAGAUUCCUGUUAUAUCUAUAUCGGUGGUGUAACGACUUUCGCCAAAGCUUUGCAGUUUUGUCGUAUGAUCAAUGCAUCUCUACCAUAUGCUGAUAAAUUAGAAUACCAAUUAACACGCUUUAUUCACGACCAGCAACGCAAUUUCGAUUGGCGCGUGGAUGGUGCGUGGGUGCAGAGUUACUCCUAUUCCAACCCCACGGAUCGCUGUGUAUAUUUGCGCAAUCAGCGGGCGUGGCCGGCCGAGAACUGCGAUGAACCGCACCCGUUCAUCUGUGAACGAGACACGGCGUACGUUAUCACCUCCAAAGCCUGGCAUACGCGGAUGGCCUACUUAGCGGCGAUUGUCAUUGGUUUGGUGACCUUAGUGUUUGUACUCGUGCUUGGAUGUUGCUGGUUGCGCAAGUCAAAACAGCGCCGGAAAGAGGCCUUUAAGCGCCGCGAGAGCAUCCGCGAAUCCAUCCGUUUCAGCCGAACGAGUUUGGCGUUUGCCUCCACGACGAAUCUUAACGGAGGACUGAAUGUCUCACGCACCAAUCUGCUCCAGAUUCCCAAUCCACCGAUUGUCGAAACCCACUUCCCUUCCAAUGAGGAUGCCAGCAGUAUUUCUAAGAGUAAUCAUACGUUUAAUUCCUCGGUGGAAAUCAGUCCCGAUUAUGAGUUUUUCGAAGCGCGCAACGAUGCCCUGAUAUUCGAUCCGUAUUCGAAAGUGGCUCACAUUAUACGGAAACAUCUGACACCCUCGGAUCUGACCUUUAAUAAUGUUGCGUACAUCGAUAGCUCUAAUAGUCGGACGAGUACGCGAGCGGAUACGAUGAGUUUCGAUACGAUUGAUGUUAAGCCGGAUUUCUCUGCGGCGUUUCCGGAGGACGAAGAAUAUGAAGACGAGAGUCCCAGGACGCGCCGCUAUCGCAACACCGUCCUGCUAGAAACUGAUAUGUAGUGCUAUGAUCGGUGUUGUAACUUUCCUGUUUACCAAAGUUUUUUUAAAAUUUGCAUCUUUUAUAACAUGGUUAAUUUGUUACUGCAAUUUUUACUGAUUAAA
Paramacrobiotus metropolitanus is the source of this 9318-nucleotide messenger RNA. RefSeq names its product protein bark beetle-like. Lineage: Eukaryota; Metazoa; Tardigrada; Eutardigrada; Parachela; Macrobiotidae. Gene Ontology annotation, cellular component: membrane. The record is from RefSeq and is a predicted model, not a curated record.